Molecule: messenger RNA, 2391 nt
Organism: Cavenderia fasciculata
Lineage: Eukaryota; Evosea; Eumycetozoa; Acytosteliales; Cavenderiaceae
Exons: 8
Coding region: 1-2391 (796 amino acids)
Biological process (GO): vesicle-mediated transport; intracellular protein transport
Cellular component (GO): Golgi membrane
Source: RefSeq, a predicted model, not a curated record
AUGUCAAUUAUUAGUAGUAACUCGACACCUCCAAGUUUUGGAGAACUUAACUUAAAAGAGUUGAAAUGUUUAAAACUAGACUUUGGUGGAGACCCCAAACAAGGUUAUGAUCUUGAAGGUAGUUCAAUGGUUGCAACAGAGUAUGGUGUAGACAGUGCUUUGAUUUUAAAAAACCCAGUCGAUCCAUUCAUUAUGAUUAAAUCAAAUUUUAUCACCCUUUCGGAUGAAUCAUGGAUAAAGAUCUAUGCCAAACCAAUUUCAGUAUACCAUCAAUAUCUAGAAUUCAAGGAAUCCCAAACACCUGGUAGACAAACUAUCAAUUGUUUCAGGGGAACUGUACCAGAUUAUACAAACAUGGAACAAACAGUUGCAGAAUGUGACAAGAAGAGUGAUAUUAAAACAAAGUUUGAAUAUACCGGUCCCAUACCAAUUCAAGAAAAAAUUACUAGACCGGUUGAUUUGGAUGUUGGUACAUUUGCUAUUUUCCAAACAGUUUUAGUGUAUGGCAUUAAAUUGAUCCUUUUAAACGGAUCUGCAAUAUACUAUACUGCUAGUGUAUACCGUGAUCAGGUAUUUGGAAUUCCAACCAGCAGAGUUUGGUAUGAACCACCUUCUGCUGAACAAGCACGUGCAUACCUAAUGGGAUCAGUACUUGUUGUUGGUGUUGUUUCAAAACAAUCAAUGGAAGCAAAGUCAAAUCAAAUGAAUGUAACACAUUCAAUCAAAGAAUAUGUAGACAAGAUGCUGGGAAUGGUAGAUGGUAUGAAAGUAUUGGUACUAGAUAAAGAGACUGCAGGUAUUGUUAGUAUGGUAUAUACACAAUCAGAUAUUCUUCAAAAACAAGUAUUCUUGUUUGAAAGAAUCGACAAUGAAUCUGCAGAGAUAAUGACUCAUCUAAAAGCUGUUUACUUUGUUAGACCUACUCAACUCAAUAUAUCUAAAAUCGUUCAAGAAUUGAGUUGUACAACUCCUAAAUACUCUUCCUAUAAUCUUUUCUUUUCAAAUAUUAUUGGUAUUGGAUUAAUUGAUGAACUUGCAAAGUCUGACAACAAUAAUCUAGUCCACCAAGUACAAGAAUUCUUUGCCGAUUUCUAUGCAAUCAAUCAAGACUUGUUUAAUUUAAAUAUUGAUAAUGUUCUAAUCAAGAGUAAAUGGUCACCACAACAAACAGAACGUAUCAUACAAGGUGUAUUUUCAAGUUUACUAGCUGUUAAAAGAAAACCUUCCCUUCCAACCAUUCGUUAUUCUAUCAAAUCUGAAUCAUCUAAAUUUUUAGCUUCAUCCCUAAAUGAUAAAAUAUUAAAAGAAAGAGAUUUAUUUUCCAAUAAUACAUCUUCAUCAACAUUAUUAUUAAUUUUAGAUAGAAAGGAUGAUCCAGUAACACCAUUGCUUCAUCAAUGGACCUAUCAAGCAAUGGUUCAUGAAUUAAUGGGUAUUCAUAAUAAUGUUGUUAAAUUGGAAAAACCUCUUCCAAACUAUAGUAAAGAUAAAAAGAAAGCUUUCCAAUCAACCAAUCAAGUAAUUUUAUCAAGUCUUCAAGAUUCAUUCUUUAGAGAUAAUUUAUACCAAAACUAUGGUGACCUUGGAUCGAUUAUUAAAAAGCUUGUAGAUAGUUAUCAAGAAAAAACAAAUUCAAAUGCCAACAUUUCAACAAUAGAAGAUAUGAAGAAUUUUAUGUUGGACUAUCCAGAUUUCCUCACACUUUCCUCAAAGGUUUCAAAACAUGUAGCCGUGAUGGAGGAAUUGAGCAAUAGGAUCUCUAAAGAUUUUUUAAUGGACAUUUCAGAAAUGCAACAAGAGUUGGCAUGUAAUCACGAACACAAUACUGCCUAUGUAACUUUGGUUCAAGCAUUGGAGAAUCCAAAAUACAACGCCCAAGACAAAUUGGUUUUGGUAUUAUUGUAUAGUCUUCGUUAUGAAGAUGGUAGAUUGUGGGAACUAAAGGAAUUGUUGGAAAAAAGGGUUGGCAUACCAAAAGAAGACAUUUCCCUCAUCACUACUCUUAUCAACUAUGCAAGUGCAACCAAAAGAGAGGGUGAUCUUUUUGGAAACAAAAAUCUCUUUACAUUUGUCAGACAAAUGGCUACUAGAGGUUUAAAUGGUGUAUCCAAUAUCUAUACCCAACACAAACCUUUACUUUUCAAUAUCUUGAAUCAAAUUCAAAAUGAUAAAUUAUCAAUUCAAUCUUUUCCGUUUAUUUCUCAAACAACAAAAGAAAAACCAACAGAAAUAAUUAUUUUCAUGGUUGGAGGUAUAACUUUUGAAGAAGCAUAUAAUGUAUUUUCAUUUAAUUUAAUCAACAAGGGAGGUCCUAAAAUAGUAUUGGGUGGUACCAGUAUCAUCAAUUGCAAACAGUUUCUAAAUGAAUUGCGUGGUUUAGGGAAAUCAUAA